Prunus armeniaca (apricot) is the source of this 825-nucleotide messenger RNA. Lineage: Eukaryota; Viridiplantae; Streptophyta; Magnoliopsida; Rosales; Rosaceae. The record is from the annotation of a GenBank genome assembly.
AUGUCAGAGAGGGGUCACCGGCGACGAUCUCAGGCGACCAGAUGCCGGAAAGUAAGGACGCCGAACCCCUCUCCGUCGCCGCAACCCUCGCCGUCGCCGCACCGACGGAGCUCUCAACCUCGGCGAUCGCCCAGGCAGCACCACCAUCAUCACCACUCUAAGCCUAUCAAGAUUCUCAAGCGAUGCUCUUCCGAGCCCAUAUUGUUCUGCUCGUCGUCUGGUAGCGAUUUUGGGGAGGAGGGUUUUCGUGUUCGAGACCUGAGGUCGGAGCCGGAGGAGGGUGUUCUGUUCCGGCCUCAGACUUGUACGGACAUCUUUGCUUCGUCUCCUUCGUUGAUGAUGCCCUUCUCCCCCAAGAAGCACGAGGGAUACAUGAAAGAUGCAAAGGUGGUUUUGAAUGUGUCCGUUGAAGGAAGCCCGGGACCGGUUCGAGCCAUGGUUAAGCUGAGAUCUACAGUGGACGAGACAAUCAAGCUUGUUGUAGACAAAUAUAGCAAAGAAGGUCGAACUCCCAAGCUUGAUAAGGAUGAGGCAUUGUCAUUUGAGUUGCAUCAGUCCUAUUUCAGCCUUCAAAGUUUGGAUAAAUCAGAAGUAAUUGGGGAUUGUGGCAGCAGAAGCUUCUAUCUUCGAAAAAACAGCAGCAAUCACAGUAGCAACAAUGGAGGAUCAACUUCUUUCACCUCUGAAGCCGUUCCUGCGAGAGCAAACUCUCCUCCACCGUUGGCACGCCCUGUCUUCUUACUCCCGAAUUUUUUCGCUCGUAAACUUGGCAAAAUCAUCAGGAGGACGCAUAAGCUUUGGAGAAUCAUAAUCUGCAUGAAAUGA